This is a messenger RNA of Exaiptasia diaphana, 473 nucleotides long. RefSeq names its product transmembrane prolyl 4-hydroxylase. The transcript has 3 exons. Gene Ontology annotation, cellular component: endoplasmic reticulum. Lineage: Eukaryota; Metazoa; Cnidaria; Anthozoa; Actiniaria; Aiptasiidae. Gene Ontology annotation, molecular function: procollagen-proline 4-dioxygenase activity. The record is from RefSeq and is a predicted model, not a curated record. Gene Ontology annotation, biological process: peptidyl-proline hydroxylation to 4-hydroxy-L-proline. The coding region runs from base 2 to 385 and encodes 127 amino acids.
CAUGACAGUAUUGGUAUACCUCAACGAGCCAGAAGAAGGUGGUGAGACGGCAUUCCCUUUCGCUGGCAAUAAAACACUUUCAAAAGAGGCUUUGACUCGUGAAGGACACAAAAUGAAUCUAGCCCGACACUGCAAGGACGCUAAUAUCAYUGUAAAACCGAAAAAAGGCAAAGCGAUAAUGUGGUACAACCAUUACAGGGAUUCCAGAUCAGGUUGGCUCGGAAAACUCGACGAAAGGACAUUCCAUGGCGGAUGUGACGUCACUAAAGGAAAUAAAUGGAUCACUAACUUGUGGUUAAAUGUAAUCGGGAAGCCUGGGUCCGAGGACUCGUACAAGGGGUGGUUACAUGGUGGCGAGCAGCCCAAAGUCAAAGAUGAACUAUAAGUUUCCAGACAAGAAAACAUUGCUUUUAUACCACGAUGAAUUUUUUAUAUUGUCCAUGUAUCAUGUUUUUAGAGUUUUAACAAACAAA